Molecule: messenger RNA, 3290 nt
Organism: Myxocyprinus asiaticus (Chinese sucker)
Lineage: Eukaryota; Metazoa; Chordata; Actinopteri; Cypriniformes; Catostomidae
Product: nucleus accumbens-associated protein 2-like
Exons: 6
Coding region: 226-1932 (568 amino acids)
Biological process (GO): regulation of transcription by RNA polymerase II
Molecular function (GO): DNA-binding transcription factor activity, RNA polymerase II-specific; RNA polymerase II cis-regulatory region sequence-specific DNA binding; protein binding
Source: RefSeq, a predicted model, not a curated record
UGCACACAGACGCUCGCUUUACCUCUCGCUGGCUCAGUCCUGUGCGGGGAGGAAGAGGACGGAUUGAGACAUAUCUCUCUGCAUCUCAAGCUACCUUUCCUUAUGCUGGGUUAAUGUGAGGAGUCUGUCUGCGUUCUCUCUCUCUCUCCCAUCUCGGAGGAUUCUGCUAUAGAGGUCAGAUGUCUGGUGAGAACGUCCUGUCUUCUCCAAUAAACUGAAACUGGCAUGAUGUCACAGCUCUUGCACAUGGAGAUCCCAAACUUUGGCAGCACGGUUCUGGACAGCCUAAACGAACAGCGGUUGCUGGGCCAGCACUGCGAUGUGGCCAUCAUGGUCAAUGGACAGGCCUUCAAGGCCCACCGUGCCGUGCUGGCGGCCAGCAGCCUGUACUUCCGUGAUUUGUUCAGCGGUAGCACCCAGACUCUCUUUGAGCUGCCCUCGUCGGUGGCCCCAUCUUGUUUCCGGCAGAUCCUGUCAUUCUGCUACACGGGCAGGAUGACAGUGAGUGCCAGCGAUCAGCUGAUGGUCAUGUACACUGCAGGCUACCUUCAGAUCCAGAACAUUGUGGAACGAGGAAUGGACCUCAUGUUCAAGACCAGCGCUCCAUACUGCGACUCCCAGACAUCUGCCACAGACGAUCCCCCCAGCCCAAACAACAACAACAACUCCUCCCUGUUGCUAGGUGACCACACAACUGUCUGCAAGAUCAAGGAAGAGAAGCUGGAGACCUCGGUGUGUGCUCAGAGCGCAGAGCAAAAGCAUGCUGAGGAGGACAGGGGCACAAGGGGCAGAUCUUCAAGGAUGAGCACUCUUUUCUACAACGGUGGAGGUGGGAACGGGGUAAUACCUGUGAUGCAUCCCUAUGAGCACUCCACCAGGGAUCACGCCAGCCCUGGAGCCUCAAGCCUCCCAACCACAGACAGUCCAACGUCACAUCAAAAUGAGGAGGAGGAUUUUGAGGAUGACUCAUACGAGAGCCUAACAAAUGGAAAGAUCUAUGGGGGCACGGCCAGUCUCUUUGGCAUACAAGAAAAGAUGGAGGUGUCCUCCCUACCUCUGUCCUUGGAGAACCGCUUCUGUGUGCUGCUGGGAGGAGACAGAGAGGCUCUGCCCGCUGGUCUCAUUAGCCAGAUCGGCUACCGUUGCCACCCUGCUCUCUACACAGAGGGCGACCCUGGAGAGAGGCUGGAGCUUAUUGGAGGAUCUGGUGUCUUUAUGACGCGUGGUCAGCUGAUGAACUGUCACCUCUGCGCUGGGGUCAAGCACAAAGUCCUGCUGAGACGCCUCCUAGCUGCUUUUUUUGACAGGAACACACUUGCUGACAGCUGUGGUACAGGAAUUCGUUCUUCUAACUGUGAUCCAAACCGCAAACCACUGGACAGCCGCAUCCUCAACACGGUCAAACUCUACUGUCAGAACUUUGCCCCUAACUUCAAAGAGAGUGAAAUGAAUGUGAUUGCCGCAGACAUGUGCACAAACGCCCGGAGAGUUCGUAAACGCUGGCUCCCCAAGAUCAAGUCCAUGCUCCCAGAAGCCAUCGAGGUGUACAGGGGGACUGCAGUCCUAGGCCAGGUGGAGGGAGCCACCCAGCCAAGUGGUGGUUUUCCAUUUGAGUCAGAGUUCAAACACCUGACAGCAUCAAAUCUGACUCUGGAGCAGCAUCUCUAUGGAGACUGCAGAGAGACACUGAGGAACAGCUCUCACUUCACAGGAGUCAGUAUAGAAGAGAGAUCCAAAGGUGAAGCAGCCAAGCCUGAGCCAGGGCAAGCCAGAGAGUCAGACAACCCACAGGACUUUGAGAGGCUUCCAGAGAGUCCUGAGAGAGCGGCCAGUGUGCUCGCCCUAAACCCAGCCAGCAAGAAAGGAGAAAAAGAGCGGGCAGCCAGCAGCCCCAGAACACAGAGAGGAACAGAACAGACAGAGACCACAUAAAGAGGAUCAGUGACUUCUUCCUCUUCACAAUAUUAUAAACUGGUCUGCAGCUUCUCACAUUAAAAAGGAUCACUAUCACUAAUGGCAAAUCUCCCAUGUCGCUGAACACACAGUGGCCCCAAGACGUAUUGAGACACUUAAGCCAGGCUUACAAAAUGUAUGAAUGUCUUAGCAUUACAGUAUGUAACAAAAUAUUAAACCAAUUUAUUUUUAAAGAAAUAUAGCACAAAAAAGCACUUUUCAAGCAAAAUAUUUUACAAAAAGAAGUUGAAGUCUCAAAUUAGAAAAAAGAUAUAACAUUAAAAAUGAAAACAAUGAGUAUUGGGACACUUUCUGGUUGUCAAAAGUUGUGGAACAUGUUCAAAGUUAAUAUGAUGAACAACACAGUUACUCUGCUAGGACACAUGUGUGAACUUGAGCUCAUACAUUUACUAAAAUCACUUUGAGAUCAGUUGGUUUUAAGUAAAUGCAAAAAUGUCUAAGUUAGUUCUGAGAAACAGUCUAGCUUAGUUUUUUUUUUUCAAGUACCACUUGGAUACAGUAUAUCUAUAUCUAUAUAUCUAUAUUUAUCUAUCUAUCGAUCUGUCUAUCUAUCUAUCUAUCUAUCUAUAUCUAUAUCUAUAUCUAUAUAUAUAUAUAUAUAUAUAUAUAUAUAUAUAUAUAUAUAAUGCAGUGUAUUCAUACCUUUUUUUAAAUGUGACUUAAAUGUCCAAAUACUACUUGUGGCAACUUGAACAUAAACGAUGCAUGAUCAUGGGAACUAGACAUUUAACAAUAUUUUCCAGGAUUAAUUUGAAACUCUGCAUCAAAUAUAAGAAAUUGUAAGGAUCUUACAUGGAGUCAUUUAGCAUAAAUACAGUUACAUAAACAAACCCCGUACAUUAAGGGCAGUCUGCAGUUUGUUUUAUAUUUUUAUUUUUUUAUGAAUGCAUGUUACUCAUAACCUCUGGCAUUUCUUAUACUCUUGCCAAUUAAAGAAACAAAUGGAUCAUGGACUUCUGCAUGGCAAAAACAAGUGCAGGACAAAGGCUCUCUUUAAUAUAACACAGCAUACAUGCUUCAGAAAUCAGAAUUAUACUGCUUUUGGACUCCGGUAGAAGAGAGUGGUUGCUAUGUGUAAAGCUGACUAUGGGACUGCUGAGUUCAGUACAGUAAGGGAAGCUGAACCAAGAACAACAGUUCUCUAGAGAGUACGCUAGACUCUCAGUUUUCCCCUCCCAAGCUUUUUAAUCUCACUCUCAUUCUCAAGCUGCUGUAUAGUAAAUGCUUGCCAGUUUUUUGCACAGCAGCUGGCCUGGACAUUUGAAACACAAUUGUAUGAUGUUUUUCGGAAGUGAAAUAAAGGAAAGGAUUAUUUU